AUGGCUGUAUCUGAAAUUGCCUUCAUCCACCUGAAAUCCCAGGACCUCUCACCCUCCACCAAAGAAACCUUACUAGAAGCCCAGAAAGCACAAACAGAGUAUUCAAAACACCAAGUCCGAUUCCUGCAUCAAAUCGAAGACCCAUCUUUCUAUUACCUGCUAGGCGGAUGGGAAUCCGUCGAGAAACACAUGCACGAGUGGAUCCCAUCUGAGACGAACCAGAAGCUGCUUGAACGGCUAGGCCAGGACUUGGAUGUCAGCUGGAUGUUUCAUUUAGAUUUGGAUCCAUCCACAUCCAGAAUCCCUCUUGAUGCACCAGUUCUUGGUAUAAGUAGGUAUUUCGUUGAGGCAAGCAAGAAGAACGAAUUCGACGUUGCCUACAAGGCUAGUGAGAGUUACUUGGGUGCUGCCACGGCACCAUUUUCUUACUGCGGUGCAUGGCGCAUUGAUAAGGAGGGCGAAGAUGAGGAGUUUGUGAUUUUCAGUGGAUGGAAUGAAGUACAGGAUCACUUCGACUUUGCUGUGUCCGAGGGCCCCAAAGAUUUUGGGAAGAUUAGAGAGCUUACGAUGGGGGCGGAGAUCAAGCAUGUUCGUCUUCAGAAGUGGGAGUAA
Messenger RNA from Penicillium soppii, 612 nucleotides. RefSeq lists its product as uncharacterized. Bases 1 to 612 code for a protein of 203 amino acids. The record is from RefSeq and is a predicted model, not a curated record. The transcript has 2 exons. Lineage: Eukaryota; Fungi; Ascomycota; Eurotiomycetes; Eurotiales; Aspergillaceae.